GGCGGCUGCCGGGGAAAGCGCGGCGCUGCGGCGCCGCCCGGAGCCGAGUCGCGUUGCACCGGGGGCAGCAUGGAGCCGGAGCCGCAGCCGGAGCCGCAGCCGGAGCCCGGCCGGGCGGAGGGGGGCUGCGGCCCGCCGGGGGGCUCCUCAGCCGGCGGCCGGCGCUGGGCGGGAGGGGCCGGCGGCAACUGGAUGGCGGCGCACCCCGCGUUCACAGAAAUGAUGUCCCUUGAUAUAUCUGACAGUAGUCAAAUCUAUGCUGCGUUUCUGGUAUACCUGGACCUCUUAGAAGGGAGAAACUGGCAUGAAGUGAAGCAUGUUGGAUUAGAAGAACUGCAGCUCAUAUGUUUACAUGCACGUGAGAGAGAGCAGGACAGUCUCCAAGUGAUGGUGCCAGUACCUGUGGACAUAUCAUUAAGCCACGAAAGUGCAGAGCUGAUCUCUCCCCAGUGCAUACCCCCUCUGGCAAUCCUGGGAGAACCCUGCAGCACCGGGACUCCGGGUGAAGGAGGAAGCUCCCCGUGGUUAAGAGAAAUCAUGAAGAAAGCUUCUCUCUCAUGUGACAAUCCUGACACCCCACUGUCAGUUACCUUGGCCAUAGUUGAGUCAGAUUCUACAGUAGUCUACUACAAAAUGACUGAUGGCUUUGUAAUACCAGAGCCUCCUGACGGUACUGAAGAUGUGGACAAUAAACAUUGGAAGAAGAAGAGAAAGAAGCUUUCCAAAUAAUUAAGACAAACAGACUUUCCUUGAACUACUGUCCUCAAACCAAAACAAAUCCAGGAACUUACGUAUGUAAAUAAGUAGUGUGUAAAACUUUGUGUUCUGUGUAUCAAGUGUAUGUUCAUGGGGAAUUGAGUUUUGUGCAGCUGCACUGUAAUAAAACACCGUUUGAAGUAUGAAA
Molecule: messenger RNA, 904 nt
Organism: Cygnus atratus (black swan)
Lineage: Eukaryota; Metazoa; Chordata; Aves; Anseriformes; Anatidae
Gene: TSEN15
Product: tRNA splicing endonuclease subunit 15
Exons: 5
Coding region: 70-729 (219 amino acids)
Biological process (GO): tRNA splicing, via endonucleolytic cleavage and ligation
Molecular function (GO): nucleic acid binding
Source: RefSeq, a predicted model, not a curated record